Molecule: messenger RNA, 1116 nt
Organism: Morchella importuna
Lineage: Eukaryota; Fungi; Ascomycota; Pezizomycetes; Pezizales; Morchellaceae
Exons: 3
Coding region: 1-1116 (371 amino acids)
Biological process (GO): carbohydrate metabolic process
Source: RefSeq, a predicted model, not a curated record
AUGCCCGCAACAAUGCACGCCGUCCCCUCGGCCGCCGUCCACAAGGCCAUCAAGCAGCUGAUCCACAACCUCGUUCACAUCACCGACACCACGGGCGAGUUCCUGCUCAAGCUCGACGACGGCCGCGUCAUCGACACCAAGGGCUGGAACGACUGGGAGUGGACGCACGGCGUCGGCCUCUACGGCAUCUGGCAGUACUACGAGCUCACCGAGGACCCCGAGUGCCUCAAGAUCAUCGAGGACUGGUUCCGUGACCGCUUUGCCGCCGGCGGAACAACGAAAAAUAUCAACACUAUGGCGGUCUUCUUGACGCUGGCCUGCGUGUAUGAGAAGACGGGCAAUGGGACGUAUUUGCCGUGGCUGGAUGCGUGGGCCGAGUGGGCGAUGUAUGAUCUGGAGCGGACGGACUAUGGCGGGAUGCAGCAUGUCACAUACCUCACGCCCAACACCCAGCAGCUGUGGGAUGAUACGUUGAUGAUGACGGUUCUCCCUCUGGCAAAGAUCGGAAAGGUGCUCAACCGCCCGCACUACAUCGAGGAGGCCAAGCGCCAGUUCCUCAUCCACAUCAAGUACCUCUUCGACACCAAGACCGGCCUCUUCUUCCACGGCUGGACCUUUGAGGACGGCGGCCACAACUUUGCAAAGGCCCUCUGGGGCCGCGGCAACAGCUGGCUCACCAUCGUGAUUCCCGAGUUCCUCGAGCUCCUCGACCUCCCCUCCACCGACUUCUUCCGCACACACCUCAUCGACACACUCCACUCGCAAUGCCACGGCCUCCGCAAAACACAAGACGCCUCCGGCCUCUGGCGCACCAUCCUCGACGACCCUGCGCCAGACUCCUACCUCGAGGCGUCCGCCUCCGCCGGCUUCGCCUUCGGCAUCCUCAAGGCCGCACGGAAGCGCUACAUCGGCCGCGAGUUCGAGGACGUGGCCGUCAAGGCCGUCAAGGCGGUCAUGGCCAACAUCGACGAGAAGGGCGAGCUGCAACAGGUGUCGUUCGGCACGCCGAUCGGGGAGACGUGCCAGUUCUAUAAGGAGAUCCCGCUGACGAGUAUGCCGUAUGGGCAGGCGAUGGCGAUGAUGGCGCUGGUGGAGUUUUUGAGGCAGUAUUUGUAG